Messenger RNA from Racocetra persica, 522 nucleotides. Lineage: Eukaryota; Fungi; Glomeromycota; Glomeromycetes; Diversisporales; Gigasporaceae. The record is from the annotation of a GenBank genome assembly.
AUGAAUAUAUCGAAAAUAUUUCGUAGCACUCGUAGCACCAAAGUACUUCCGGGACAAUCUUUAUCUUGGAAUGACUACUUUAUGUUAAGACGGCGGCGGAGAAUCGCAGAACGCGUUAUCACCAUUCCAACCACACUCGGGGGCUUUGGUUUGAGCUUUGCAUAUGUUGCUACUAGAGAAUUCGAUCCGACACCAAUAUUUGGACAAGAACCGAUUAUUAUAUAUGGUAUUGGCACUUUAGUAUGUGGCUUGUCAGGCUUAUUAAUCGGACCAAUCCUUGGAAGUUCUCUUUGGAAGAUAUUUCAUCGAGAAGAAGUAAAAUUAAUGGAGCAGCGAGAUCGUGAAUUUUAUGAGCAUGUAAAAAAGAAUAGAGCAGAUCCAUCAUUACACACGCUUCGUAAUCCAGCACCCGAUUAUUAUGGCGAAAAAAUUAAAUCAGUUGCAGAUUAUCGCAAAUGGUUAAAAAAACAACGAGAAAUAGUGAAGAAGGGAACAUUCCACAUUGGAGAGGGAUCCAUAUAA